UAACAUAAAACAUGGCAGCUUCCAUGAUGCUCGUUGAUUAAUCGAAACUAAUAUCAACUGUACAGUGAUAGUGUUUGACGCUAACUGUCAAAGUACUCUUUUUAAUCUAAAUGCUUAAAAUAACAUUCAUCCAGAGCACCAAUGGCUUUAAGAACGCGGUGUUACUUAAAUAAGCUGAGGCUCCAAGUUUUGAAUGUCAAGCCUAGGAUUCGACUUCUAGAAUCCCCUGUUCCUACAACGUGUGAUGUGAAACACAAGUCCAAUAAGGAAAAUAAAAAUAGAAGCUUGGUGUUCCAUCCGCUACCAAUCAAGCCUUCUAGUAGCUCACUGGAUGACACAAAUAUUGGUGCAGAGUUAACAGGGCAACUUAAGAAAGAGAAUCUGCUUAAACUGCUUAAUGAUUUCUACAGAAGACCAAUAGUAAAGACACUUGCAGCUGAAAAUGGGCUGGACAACCGCCUGUUCCACCAGUCAUAUCUCAGUUUUCGUAAGUUUGUUGUGGAGUCUGAACAGCUACCAACUGAUCUUCAUAUCAUCUUGAGUGACAUCAUUCAGGAUGCUGGUCAUGUUGAUGACUUGUUCCCUUAUUUUCUGCGCCAUGCUCGAGAAAUUUUCCCACAUCUUGACUGCAUGGAGGAUUUGCAAAAAAUAAGUGAUCUCAGGUUACCAGCCAACUGGUACCCAGAAGCACGGAGCAUUCAAAGAAAAAUAAUAUUCCAUGCAGGUCCUACCAACAGUGGUAAAACAUACCAUGCACUUAACAGAUUUCUUACUGCCAAAUCUGGGAUCUACUGUGGUCCACUUAAGCUUCUAGCCUCAGAGGUGUUCCAAAAAAGCAAUAAUGCUGGCACACCAUGUGAUCUUGUAACAGGCGAGGAACGGCGGUAUGCCAGAGCUGAUGAAGUAGCUUCAAACCAUGUGGCUUGCACUGUGGAAAUGGCUAGUGUUACCUCCCCAUAUGAGGUGGCCAUCAUUGAUGAAAUUCAGAUGAUCCGAGACACACAGCGAGGGUGGGCAUGGACACGAGCACUACUAGGUUUGUGUGCGCAGGAAGUUCAUCUUUGUGGUGAAGCGUCAACAAUAGAUUUGGUACAAGAACUCAUGACAGGCACCGGAGAUGAAAUGGAGGUUCGUAGAUACAAAAGAUUGACGAGUCUAGAAUAUCUUAACAAGGCAGUAGAAAAGUUCGAGAAUGUGCGGCCUGGCGACUGUAUUGUGUGCUUCAGUAAAAAUGACAUCUACUAUAUCAGUCGACAAUUAGAGAGCCUAAAAAAAGAAUGUGCUGUAAUCUAUGGAGGUCUUCCUCCAGGUACAAAACUUGCACAAGCUGAAAAAUUCAACAACCCCAAUGACCCCUGCAAAAUAAUGGUAGCCACAGAUGCUAUAGGCAUGGGGCUAAACUUAGCUAUUAAACGUAUCAUCUUCUACUCCUUGAUGAAACCACAUCUGACAGAAAGUGGUGAAAAGGAAAUGGAUGUCAUCACCACAUCACAGGCCUUGCAAAUAGCUGGUCGUGCUGGGCGUUACAAAACAACCUAUGAGAACGGAGAAGUCACAACUUUCAGACAAGCUGAUCUUGGCCUACUGAAGGAAAUUGUAGCACGACCAAUAGAUCCCAUAGAACAAGCUGGCUUGCAUCCAACAGCAGAUCAGAUUGAACUGUUUGCAUAUCAUCUCCCACAUGCCACACUCUCCAACCUUAUGGACAUCUUUGUCACACUCUCACAGCUGGACAAUGACAAGUAUUUUAUGUGUAAUGUUGAUGACUUCAAGUUUUUGGCGGAUAUGAUUGAACAUGUGCCACUUCAGUUGCGAGUCCGUUACGUGUUUUGCUGUGCACCCAUUCCCAAAAAGCAACCGUUUGUCUGCACCAUGUUUCUCAAGUUUGCGCGACAGUUCAGCCGUAAUGAGCCUCUAACUCUUGACUGGGUGUGUCGGCAAAUUGGCUGGCCAUUUGCCACACCCUCUGUCAUCGCUGAUCUCCUACAUUUAGAGGGUGUCUUUGAUGUACUGGAUCUUUAUCUCUGGCUCAGCUAUCGGUUUCCAGAUAUGUUUCCUGAUGCAGAACAUGUACGUGACAUGCAGCGAGAACUUGAUCAGAUAAUUCAGCUGGGUGUCGCCAACAUCACCCGCCUGGUGCAGGCAGCAGAAGUCAAAACUGCCAGCGCUGUCAUUGAUGAUGAAGAUGACUUUCAGAUUAAGCACCGAAGACAGAAAAGCAUGGGCUAUGAUGAUGAAGUUAAGGAUGAGGAAGGUGAUGGCGUUCCAGUGAAGGUGAACACAUUUCAAAAUGCAAAAUUAAAUGGACAGCAAAGACUGCAUUCUGAGUCACCUUUACAGUCACAGCUAUCAACUUCUUUCUUAAAAGCCAAAACACCUUCUCAAAGCAGUGCAAGCCAUAGUGGAGUAAAGUUAGGUCAGGGUCGCCUAGCUUCAAAGUUAAUUCAGCAAGGGAUGCUGUCUCCAGAGUUGCUGGCAGCGCUACAGGCAGAAUGGGGGUCUCAAGUAAAUAAAGCCAAAAGUAGUGGACAUUCUGAUAAUAACAGUGACAGGAAUGGUAAUAGCUCACCCAGAAAGCCUCACCACAGGAAGGGAAGAAGGUGAUAAGAUUUUGUGUGUGUGUGUGUGGAGGGGGGUAUUUUUAAUUAAGCUGUUUCCUGAAGCAUUGUAUUCUCACUGAGGGUAUUAUGGCAGUUCCGAAGAAGAUUCUACCCAUGUUUACUCAAAACAUAUACAGAAGCAUGGAUGAGCAUUUAGGCAGGUGUAUGCGUGGACUAAUCCUGCACAUGCAAUGGGGAAAAAUGUGCCAAACUAAAGGUGAAUAAUCUGCAGAAGUUUUUGUUAGUGUAAACUAAAUAACUGUCUUAGAUAAUGAACAGUUGGAUGUCUUGUUUGUAGAUUGAUAAAAUAUUAUUUUUUUCUUUCAUAUAAAAAUCUUUUCAGAAAGAUUUGGCUCAAAUUUUAGUGUAUUUAUGUACACAACUUAUGCCAACUCAUUUCACCUAAAGGUAAAACUUAAAAGACAGGAGGAAAUUGCAGUGUAUACUUUCCUGCUAUGUAUGUCGCUCUUUUAGAUAUAUUUGUAACAUUUUUUUUUUGUGGAGAGGGGGAGUGGGGGUUGUAGCUAUAGACAUCAUUUAUUUGAUCUGUCUGCAAUAUUACUAAAAGGCUGACUGCAAAAUAAAAAGAAUUACUAAACAAA
Molecule: messenger RNA, 3202 nt
Organism: Pomacea canaliculata
Lineage: Eukaryota; Metazoa; Mollusca; Gastropoda; Architaenioglossa; Ampullariidae
Product: ATP-dependent RNA helicase SUPV3L1, mitochondrial-like
Exons: 15
Coding region: 142-2604 (820 amino acids)
Biological process (GO): mitochondrial RNA 3'-end processing; RNA catabolic process
Cellular component (GO): mitochondrial degradosome
Molecular function (GO): ATP binding; hydrolase activity, acting on acid anhydrides; RNA helicase activity
Source: RefSeq, a predicted model, not a curated record